Chenopodium quinoa (quinoa) is the source of this 951-nucleotide messenger RNA. RefSeq names its product zinc finger MYM-type protein 1-like. The transcript is spliced from 3 exons. The record is from RefSeq and is a predicted model, not a curated record. NCBI's taxonomy places the organism in Eukaryota, Viridiplantae, Streptophyta, Magnoliopsida, Caryophyllales, Amaranthaceae. Bases 1 to 951 code for a protein of 316 amino acids.
AUGUCGCUCUCUUUAGAACAUUCACGGUACUGCCUCGAAGGUGUGCAAGCAGCUCGUACACAACCGGAUGUCCCCCAGGAUAAAACAGUCUCUCUGAAUAAAGAAAUAAUGUACCGAUGGUCUUGCACUGAACCACCGGGCAACAAAACACCAAAAGUGUAUAGAAAGUGCUCGAAUUCUGUGUUUAGAAGAAAGAGGAUUGAAGAGAACGGGGAGGUGACUGAGCGCUUUCUCGGUAUUAUCCAUGUUGCUGAUACCAAAUCUCUGACACUAAAACCUGCAAAUGAAUCGUUACUUAAGGAGCAUUCUCUCACUUUUUCUAGAGUUCGUGGUCAAGGUUAUGAUGGUGACAGCAAUAUGCAAGAAAAUGCUGAUUGUGGGUGCCUAUUUGUUGAUGUGCUUGCACCAUUAUUGAAUUUUGUGGGUGGUUCACCUAAGAGAAAAGAAUUUCUUCGACAAAAACAGGCUGAACAUGUUGCGGAGGCACUAACUUUGGGUGAACUUGAAUCGGGAACUGGUUUAAAUCAGGAGCGUAGCUUGAGUAGACUCGGUGAUACUCGUUGGGUUUCUCACUUUAGAACCAUUUUGAAUGUGCUUAAUUUGUAUCCCACGAUUCUUGAGUCACUUGAUGACAUUGGAGCUAUUUCUGAUCGUGUUGAUAGGACUAAAGCUGAGUCACUUACUCACUUAUUGAUGACAUUUGAUUUUAUCUUUGUGGCACAUUUGAUGAAGAGUAUAUUUUCUAUUACAAAUGAGUUGAACAUGGCAUUGCAAAAAAGUGAUCACGAUAUUGUGAAUGCAAUGACAAUGAUUGAUGUAACUAAGAUAAAUUUACAAGAGUUACGAGAUGAUGGUUGGGAUUCUCACAUAGAAAAAGUAACCACAUUUAUGGUUAAGUAUGACAUUGAAAUUCCUAAUAUGGAGGGAAAGUAUGCUGUCCCAGGGAGAUGA